This is a messenger RNA of Thermothelomyces thermophilus ATCC 42464, 702 nucleotides long. RefSeq lists its product as uncharacterized. The transcript has 3 exons. Lineage: Eukaryota; Fungi; Ascomycota; Sordariomycetes; Sordariales; Chaetomiaceae. The record is from RefSeq and is a predicted model, not a curated record. The coding region runs from base 1 to 702 and encodes 233 amino acids.
AUGGCUGCACCGGCAAACGCUGCCGUGAGGGAAACCAGACGCCAGUCAACGCCGCUGGAGCUGGAAAGGAUGGAUGUGUCCAAGGCACUUAUCGCGGCGGAGCACUCGCGACGCCAAUUUAUCCUCAACUUCGCCGCCAGCCGAAACACGCAGCUCCUCAUUCCUGGCAAGAAGUCCGAUGCUGUCAAGGUAGCCGAGGAGUGGGUUGCAGCCUGGCUGAGCCAAAACGGAUACCAAGCGGUGAAGAACGAUUUUUUCAGGUAUACAGUCGACGCCCGCUUGUGGGCGACUCAUGUGGGAGACGACAUCGAUUUCCCAUUUGCAUUCAUGCGAGGAAGAUUCGAGACGUCCGUGAGCGACAGCUCAGAAGCCGACGACAAGCGCCCGGACAGUAAGACCUCUCUGGUUGCCAAGGAGAUCGAGAUUGGCGAAGGAGACAUAAAUUCGACGCCCCCCGCGCAGCCCACGACCCCUGCUGGGCUUCGUUCUCCGAGGAAACAGCAGUCAGCCCCGUCCACGCCGCUAGCCCGCAGGCAGAGAUCGACUACGUAUCCCAAGCCCCACGAAAUCUCCCUCAGAGACCGAAGCAUGUCCCUGACAGGCUUCGAUGCCAUGAAGUCCCCCAAGGCUGGCCAGGACAAGGUCCCGUUCCUUACGCGCUUGGGUCGCUCCUGGUCACGACGCCUCCCAUCCGCUUCCUGA